This is a messenger RNA of Elgaria multicarinata webbii, 1557 nucleotides long. RefSeq names its product RIB43A domain with coiled-coils 2 (gene RIBC2). The transcript is spliced from 7 exons. The coding region runs from base 173 to 1312 and encodes 379 amino acids. The record is from RefSeq and is a predicted model, not a curated record. Lineage: Eukaryota; Metazoa; Chordata; Lepidosauria; Squamata; Anguidae.
GCCUGGGGCGGGGCCUGUUUCCCUUAGCAACCCUUUGUGGUGGAUAUGGUCUCCAGGGAUUGCUGAGGGGAAGCUGAGGCCGGUCGAAGCGUGUUGUGUGGCUCCCACCACCCUUAAAUCAUAAACAGAAAGCCUUAAUUUCCCACUUGCCGCCUCCUCCAGAUCACCCGCGAUGCGUAAACAGGACCAUCGUCUAGACCUGGCCGAGGCCACCGCGCUCCAACGGAGGCGCUUCCGGGAGCUACAGAGGCAAAGCCGGGUGUUUGACGCCAGAAUCAGGACCAUCGGUAUUGAAAAGGAAGCUUUGGACACACAAAUCAAAGAUAGAAAGAUUCAAGAAGCAACUCAGAGUGCAUGUGAUGAAUCAAUUGCUGCAGAACUGAAACAAAAUGACAAGAUCCUUUGCAUGCUGGACCAACGACAGAAAAGAGACACUCAAAUUCUAAACAAAGCUCUAAAUGAAUUUCGCCAAAAUUAUCAAAAGCCAGAAACACGCCGUGAAUUUGACUUGUCUGACCCACAAGCCCUAAAGAAAGAUACACCUGCUCGCCUCGCAGACAGUGAUCCUCGAUGUACUGUAUCUGGCUUGCAGAAGUUUAUGGGAGAAGAUUUAAACAAUGAAAAUAGGCAGAAAUUCCAGCAAGAGCAAAUGAGAGAAUGGCUUUUGCAACAACGAAAAGACUGGGAGAAUGCACUGGCGGACAAAAAAUGUGCAGAUGAUCUCCAUGACAAACACAGAAUGGAACUUGAUCAAAAGGCUAUGGACCUUCAAAGAAUAGAUGAAGAAACAAGACGAGCCAUUUGUGUCACUACUAAGGAAUUCAAUAAAGCUCUGGCUGCUGAAUCUCAGCAAAAAAGAAUUCUAGAAAAGCAACAACAAGAAGAAGAUAAUGUAGCUGAGAUCUCAAAUCUGCUUAAAGGAGACCUGCUCUCUGAAAACCCACAGCAAGCUCUCAGCUCCUUUGGUGAAGGUCGAGUGAUUACUGACCGAUGGAAAGGGAUGAGCCAAGACCAACUGAAAGAAAUACGUGAUGUUCAGAUGCAACAAGUUCUGGAAAAGCUGCGGCUGGAAGAAGAAGACCGUCAGAGAAAUGCCGAAUGGGACAGAAAGCGCAUUCAGGAAGCCAGGGCAGCAUUGCUUUAUGAACGUCAUCAGCAGCGUCAGAAUCGAGAGCUCCGGAGAGCAUUGGAUAAUAUGAAUGCACAGCUCUCCCAGGAACAGAAAGCAAGGCAAACAUAUCUUGACGAAGAAGUAUAUGCAAAUUUUCCUUCUGGCCAGUAUUACACACAAUUUAACACCACUAGUCGGUGAUGUUGAAGCCAACGUUCACUGUUGGAUACAGUGCUGUAUAAUAAAACACGGUUGGACAUAUAGAACGAUUUUUUGAAGAAUAUUUACAUGAACUUUCAACUAUGUAAUAAAGGAAACAUAACACAAAUAUUGUAUCAUAUGGAAUUUUUGAAUCUCAGGCUCUGGGCUUUCGUUUUUCCUCUAUAAUGAGCAAGAGCUUUAAGGAAACCUGAAUUUACAAAGAAGGAAUAAAGCAUACAACAAGA